GACAGUCUUGUACACGACUAUUUAAAUGGCUCUUGAAGCCCACUUCUAGUCAGGAAUAAUUCAAUCCAGUUUCUUUACAUUUCACAGACACAUACGAGAUAAGUUCUGACAGUUAAAGCUCAAAGUUGACAUCCUGCCUUGACUUCCCCUCAAGAUUCAUAGGCUUAGAUACGUCCAACCUUCGCCAGAACAAAUUUCGCCUCCUAUCCAGCCAACUCACCAGUAUCUUAUCAGCUCGUUCUUGUGAAGACUUAUUCCAAAGCUUCUUUCCACACCUCCACAAUGGCAGUCUCAACUACAUUGACCCAAACCAUCACUUCACCUGCAGUAACCAAUUAUAGGCCUCUGGUAUUUCAAAAGCACCUCUACCCACUCCAGCUAAGUGGGAGCCUAUCACGCUACCAGCAGAGGGAGCUUACUCCCUUAGUAGGCACAGCCUUCGACGACCUCGACCUUGCCAAGAUUCUGCAAUCAGGGGGGCAGGAAUCUGACGCUAUAAUCCGCGACUUGGCCAUCACUAUCUCACAACGUGGCGUAUGUGUCUUCCCUGGACAGAAGAACUUGACAGUUGCCGAUCAGAAAUUGCUCUGCCAUCGACUCGGCCAAUUGACGACUCGUCCAUACACUUCAGGUUUGAACAUUCACCCAUUGAACCAGACGGAACUACCAGAUGGAACGAUUGAUGCCGAGUUGACGACAUUGGCACGCGACCCCAAGAAGAAGCUCGUUCAACAAGCUGGCUUCGGCAAGAAGGAGAAGAAGCAAUCCCACUCAGAUGGAUGGCACACGGACUGUAGCUACGAGAACAUACCCGCUGACUACACUAUGCUACACAUGAAAGUAACUCCUGCGUCAGGAGGCGACACCCUUUUCGCCUCUGCAUACGAAGCCUACGAUCUGCUCUCGCCUUCCAUGGCGAAGAUGCUAGAAAGAUGCCAGGCAACUUUCAUGCCACCCGGCCAUCGUCCCGAAAACAUCGUCGAUCGCAUGUGGAAAGGGCCACGAGGUGCCCCCGAGAACGUUGGUCCUGAACUGCGAGCAACCCACCCCGCCGUACGCACGAAUCCCGUGACAGGAUGGAAGAGUCUUUAUGCGAUGGGUCACCAUCUCGAGGCUAUUGAAGGUCUGGGUGAUCUUGAGAACCGCAUGGUUUUGGAGCUACUGGAGCGCUUGCUCGUCGAUAACCACCAGCUGCAACUUCGUGUGAAGUGGGAGGCUGAUGACCUUGUCAUCUGGGAUAACCGGGCGGUAUACCAUUGCGCUACUUUUGACUACACGGCUAAGCGGGUGGGAAAUCGUAUCUGUGGGUGUGGCGAGAAGCCUUACCUCGAUCCACGGUCCUCGGGACGAAGAUAUGCCCUAGGACUGAACUGAUUGCAGUUAUCGGGUGUCAUAGAAGUCCGUGAGCUAUAGAAGUGAUUUAUACGAAGGAUGGAGUUAUGAAACACAUCAAGAUGUGGCUGUACUUUUCUUUAUAUACAUGAGUUCUAGUCAGUUAAAUAUUACACUCUUUGAGAAUUUACA
Messenger RNA from Botrytis cinerea B05.10, 1524 nucleotides. RefSeq lists its product as hypothetical. Bases 283 to 1374 code for a protein of 363 amino acids. The transcript has 4 exons. The record is from RefSeq and is a predicted model, not a curated record. Lineage: Eukaryota; Fungi; Ascomycota; Leotiomycetes; Helotiales; Sclerotiniaceae. Gene Ontology annotation, cellular component: cytoplasm. Gene Ontology annotation, molecular function: 2-oxoglutarate-dependent dioxygenase activity.